This is a messenger RNA of Zychaea mexicana, 4365 nucleotides long. RefSeq lists its product as uncharacterized. Gene Ontology annotation, molecular function: ATP binding; ATP hydrolysis activity; P-type transmembrane transporter activity. Gene Ontology annotation, cellular component: membrane. Bases 69 to 4328 code for a protein of 1419 amino acids. The record is from RefSeq and is a predicted model, not a curated record. The transcript is spliced from 11 exons. NCBI's taxonomy places the organism in Eukaryota, Fungi, Mucoromycota, Mucoromycetes, Mucorales, Lichtheimiaceae.
GUUGAGGUUAGAGAAACUUUCUUUUAUUACGCAUCUUUUAACGACGUCUGUAUCACAAACGGAAAAAGAUGCGGAAUUUUGCAGUCGCAUUAAAGCUAUUUGUCUUAAUAGCGUCAUGGCUCCCGCUAUUCGUACACAGCACACCAGCAUUCAAUGAAGUAAACGGCUACCAAAGAAACGGCCAACGAUGUCCGUUACCAACCUAUCAUUCUUACCAAUGUUCCCAUCUCUGCGUUCGAGACAUUCAAUCCUGUCCAGCCCAAUUCCGACCCAGUUGUGACGACGGUCUAACAUACUGCGUGGAUGGAUCGUGUCGCGCAUCAUGUCCCCCCGAUCUUGCCUCAGGUUGCGCUUGUCCCGGCACACCUGCACUUCAAGGCCUCGUCUAUCCAUGUCAAGGCGGCCAGACGGUCGAUAUUCCGCAGUUCAAUGCGUCCGAUAUGGAUCAGCAAACCAUGACAGCGUGUUCCAACCAGAUUGGUGUCAGUGGACCAGCAUGGAAUCCGAAUCCACAGUCGAUCAUGUGGGGCGAGUGUCCAGCGCCGGAUUAUGGGCCAUUGACGUUUACUGAGCCUGCGUUUAUUGCGCUGUAUACGUUUUAUGGUUCAUGCGUGGCCUCUUUGGUCGGAUGGACGUUGUAUAAACGGUUCAGAGAAAAGUUUAUCAAAAUGAAGUUUAAUCGCUUGCGCACGACGCAUAUGCGCGAGUACCAGAAUGAUGGUGACGAAGAAGAAAAGAAAGCAGCAACAGCCAAUCCACCCAAAAACGUCCUUGAAGACGAUGACACCUCAUCCUAUCUGUCCUCGUUGGAACCCGAGGAGAAGAUGGUAAUCAAGGCAUACAAACGCGACUAUAUUGGCAUGUUUGUCUUUUUUCUGUACUUUCUCCAAACGAUUGGCAUGAUUGCCUAUAUGAUCAUGCUUACUCAAGACUACUAUGACGAGUACCUUCUGUUCCGAGGCGAUCAAACUGUCCAAGCAAGUGUGUUUAUUGCCAUGUGGUACAUCUUUUUCGGAUGGUUUGCUGCCCUGGUCAUGUUCCAACAUCGAUUGCCCAACUUUUUCCGUAUUCAAUGCACUUAUUCCGAAGGACAAUAUGUCCAAGUGGAAAAAGAUGAGCCAGCAAUGAUCUUUUUGGAAGACGAUGACGUUAUCAUGAAAAACGUGCGUCGACUCGAAGAAUGGGGCAAGCGCGUCUUGGGUCUGGACGUGGUCGUGACCACUUCACCAUUGCAAAAGACACGCACGGGCACCAAGUUUUUCGUGUACCAGUGCACACGCUAUGUGUACCAUCCCGAAACCCAGUUGUUCACGCCGCAUGAAUUUGAUCUGGGUGGCACCAAUGCUGAACUGGCUCAACAGACCAAGGGCCUGUCCAACGACGAAGCCGCUAAACGCGAGGAGCUUGUAGGCCCUAACUUUAUCGAGGUCUACGUGCCCAACUUUUUGAUGGCUGUGCUGCGCGAAUUCUCGUCGUUCUUUUACAUUUAUCAGUUUACGGUGCUUUGGCUCUUUUACUACUUUGCCUACUGGCAGGUGGGUAUUGCCGACACGGCCGUGAUUCUACUAUCUGCCUUUGUCAAGGUGGUUGUUCGUCUACGAUCCGAACACCGGAUCAAGAAAAUGGCCGAGUUCACAGACAAUGUCAAUAUCUUGCGAGACGGCGAAUGGCAAGUCAAAUCUACUGCCGAUCUUGUCCCAGGCGAUGUGUUUGAAGUAGACGAAGGCAAGACGACACCCGUAGACGCCGUUGUACUGAACGGCAACAUUGUAGCCGACGAAAGCUCAUUGACGGGCGAACCGCUGCCUAUCCGGAAAUUCCCGCUACGUACAGACGAUCCUACGCCCUACGACCGUAUUGGCGCAGGCAAGACAUCGACCAUCUUUGCAGGCACAACCAUCUCACAAGCCGAACGCACUGCACCAGGCCAACCCGUCGCUGCUCUGGUCACACACACAGGUACUGGCACGGACAAGGGCGAGCUGGUGAAAAAGAUUCUGUUCCCAACCCGUGUCUCGUUUGUCUUUGAUGAACAAAUCAAGAUUGUCAUUUUGAUCCUGCUCUGCUGUGGCUUGAUUUGUCUUGCUUUGGCUAUCUGGCUGUAUGCCAAGGGCACCUCAGCUUGGUUUUAUGCCAUGUUUGCUAUCGCUCAACUUGUCUCGCCCUUGUUGCCAGCUGCAUUAGUCGUGGGUCAGUCUGUUGCUGCUGGCCGUCUUCGAGACAAGAAUAUCUUUUGUGUUGAUCUACCACGUAUCUUGAUGGCUGGCAAAGUUCAGCUCUUCUGCUUUGACAAGACAGGCACAUUGACGCGUGAAGGUCUAGAGUUCUAUGGCGCCCAACCGAUUGCCGAUGUGAACAAUAUCGUCGACCAACGCGCCAACAAUGUUGAUCCACGCUUUGGCGAUUUCCACAACCAUGUGCUCGACGUACCCCGUCUCAUGCAAAUGGGCCUUGCCACGUGUCACGCUGUCACUAUAUUGAACGACCAAUUUAUUGGUAACCCAGUCGAUAUCGAAAUGUUCAAGUCGUCAAAGUGGAAACUCGAAAUGACAUCCCAUGAAAAGAAUAAGGACAACUAUGUGGAUACAUUUACUCCGCCUGUCGAAAAGCCAGGUGAUAAUGCGGAUCCGGUACAUAUCUUGAAACGCUUUGAAUUUGUGCAUGCGCGCAUGUCCAUGUCAGUGGCCGUGUUGGAUACAACGACAAAUAAGGUGCAUGUCUUUGUCAAGGGCGCGUAUGAAAAGGUCAAGGAUUUGUCGAGUCCGCAAUCCGUGCCGGAGGAUUAUGAUGAAGUCUCUUCUGGAUUAGCACGUAGUGGUUGCUAUGUCCUUGCAUUGGCACAUCGCGAGCUGGAUCUAGACGAAGUCGGUGGCCUCGAAGCACUACGCCACUGGAACCGUGACAAGUUAGAACAAAACAUUGAUUUCAUGGGCUUGAUCAUAUUCAAGAACCAGCUCAAGGACGACACGACCGAGAACAUUGCCGAACUGAAACGUGGCGCCACACGCACCAUCAUGAUUACGGGUGACACUGCAUUGACAGGCGUAUACAUUGCACGCCAAUGCGGUAUGGCGCAAGAGGGGAGUAGAGUAUUACUCGGUGACUACAACCAUGAAGAGGACAGGGUCUUUUGGUUUGACGUUGACGAGCCAGACACUUUUAACGAUGUGAAUGUCGACGACUUUUUGAUGGAUAAGGAGCACACACCCGUUGAGCUUGCAGUGACGGGCAAGGCAUUCCAUUGGCUUGUAGAACAAGAUAUGAUCCGCAAGUAUUUGUUGGAUAUCCGUGUCUUUGCUCGUAUGACGCCGAACGGGAAAGUCCAAUGCGUUCAAUUGCAUAUGGAACGCGGUAUUACUGGCAUGACCGGUGAUGGUGGUAAUGAUUGUGGUGCGCUACGUGCUGCUCAUGUCGGUAUUGCCAUGUCUGAUGCCGAAGCGUCCAUUGUCUCGCCUUUCAGUACAAGUGUACGAAGCGUAAAGUCUUGUGUCGAGUUGUUACGUCAAGGAAGAGGUGCCCUUGCAACCUCCAUCACGAAUUACAAGUAUUUGAUCCUGUACGGACAAGUCAUGAUGAUGCUCAAGAUCUUUACGUUUUAUUUCUCAAUCACCAUGUCACAGAACGUGUGGAUUGUCGUUGAUGUAUUUAUCACUGUGUUUUUAACAUGGUGCGUUUCUCACGCCAAGGCAGCAGAAAGGUUGGCAAACCAGCGUCCUACUGCUCGUCUUCUUGGACCGCAGACGCUGGCGUCAGGAAUGGGUCUAGUAGCAAUUAACUGGCUAUUCUUGAUCGGCGCUUUUGUUAUGCUUUACAAAGAAAACUGGUUCCGGUGCAAUGAAUUCGAUGCAUCAGCAGUCAACUUGGCCAAAUGGUGGCUUUUAGCAGACAACUACGAAGCCGAAGUCCUUGCUUUAGUGUGUCUUUACGACUUUAUCAACAAUGCAGCUGUAUUCAACUUUGGCUACAAGUUUAGACAAAGCUGGUGGCGCAAUUAUCCUUUGGUGAUCCUCUGGGCAGGCUAUCUUGUCAUUGUUUCCUAUUGGACCCUGGCAGAUCCAAACAACUUUGCCUGUAUGUUCCGUUUCAAUUGUGGCACCAAGAGUGUCUUGGCACAGAUUGGAUAUACGCCUCCGUCAAGAUCAGUGGAACCUUAUAAUACGCCCCUGGGUCACAACGUCAUGCCGUGGGAUUUCCGCUGGCGGUUGUGGGGUCUGUGCGUAGGAAAUAUGGUUGCCACAUUAGCCUAUGAGAAAUUGGUGGUCUUGGGCCCUGUUCACAGGUUCUUGUCACGGCAUUUCCCUGUUGAACGCUUAAAGGUCAAGUACUAGUCUAAGUAUAAACACACGCGUAAUAUGUAUAUAAAGU